AUAUGGCAGAUCUUUUAAUCAAAAGCAUUACGAAAACUUGAAUGGGGUCCCCACCAAAAUCGAAUAACUAUAAGAAUCGCUUCAAAUGAUAAUGUAUUCGAAAAAACGUGAACAUGUGAGGGUAAAUAUGUGGUACAAGAAGAAAGCAAAAAUGAUUUAACCAUUAAAAUUUGUAUCUUGGAUUUCUUCGAACAAAAUAUGACCGAGGUGCAGAGCUUUAGUGAGCUAAACAUGCAAGUUUGAAAAUGGCAUAAAAGACAUGAAAUGAAAAAGUAAAUCAAGAUUUUUCGGGGAAUAAAUAGUCACACGUGAUGUGAAAACGAAGAAGUGAAAGCAUACAAGCGAAGGGUGAAGAGUUAAUAAUGGAAAAUGAAAAGUGAAAAAGAUUCAGAAACAAACUACGGAGUAAACAGCCGCGUGUUCACAACAACGAAUGAAAUGGAAUAAAGGCAUUAAAAGAACAGAGAAGAAGAAGAAAACACUUAGGAGGAAAAAGACGACCCUUGGAGAGAAGGAAUCCCUUGUGGCCGUGACGUCAUGGGCAACAACUACACUCGCGAGGACUCGAUAGAAUCGCAAGGGCGGCAGUCGAGGAGCAGCAGCAUCCUGCGCAGAUACAGGUCCUUCAGGCACAAGGACUCCACCAGCCUGUCGAGGUGUUCCACGACGGAGGAUCAGGACGACAGCGAGAGAGAGGCCACAUCCACCGACAACAGGGAAGAAGGCGAGGCCAGGGAACCGCCAGACCUCAUGGCCUUGGAGGAGGCCGAGAGGCAGAAGCCUCCCAAAAUGCUGACGGAGGCGCAGAAGGAGACCAUCAAGAGGACCUGGAAGAUCAUCGAGACCAACGUCGCAAGAGUCGGUGUUGUUACGUUCAUUGGGUUAUUCGAGACGCAUCCGGAUGUGCAGGAGGUCUUCAUCCCCUUCAGAGGACUCCCGAUGGAGGAAGUGCAGCAGUCCAAAGAACUCCGCUCCCACGCACUCAGCCGGAAACACUUAGAAAAACGUUUAUCUGCCAGUCGGAAACACUUAGAAAAACGUUUAUCUGCCAGUCGGAAACACUUAGAAAAACGUUUAUCUGCCAGUUCCACGACAUCCUCAGGGAGACUCCCACAGUCCAACGGGAUAAGGAGUAAAGUACCUCAGGAACAGAGGAGUUCAACAAGGCACAUUUACUGCAUACUGGUGCUGCAGCUGUUCAGCAAAUCUGGUGACUCUCGGCAAGAAAAGAGGACGAUGGAUCAGUUGGAAUGUGGAAAAUCUCUAUGA
Messenger RNA from Macrobrachium nipponense, 1269 nucleotides. RefSeq lists its product as uncharacterized. Gene Ontology annotation, molecular function: heme binding; oxygen binding; oxygen carrier activity. The transcript has 4 exons. The record is from RefSeq and is a predicted model, not a curated record. Lineage: Eukaryota; Metazoa; Arthropoda; Malacostraca; Decapoda; Palaemonidae. Bases 538 to 1269 code for a protein of 243 amino acids. Gene Ontology annotation, biological process: oxygen transport; response to hypoxia.